GACACUUUGGGAAGUGGUUAAGAUGAAAAGUUGUGAUAAUUAGCCUAUGUUCGAAAACUGGAGCCACCAAAUCCCAAAGGACCCUCUGCAGAUAAAACUAUGAGGAGCAGACUGAGGAGACUCUCAGGUUGUUCUCCUGCUGCAGCCCUGGACAGCUGAUCCUCCUCACCGCUGAUCUCCUGCCGCAGGAACCUCGCAGGAUCCGGGUCCAGGGAGGCGCAGAGGGAGGCAGAGCGUAAAGAGCGCGUCUUCCUCGCGUCAUGUUGGGACACGGGAAGAAAGCAGCCCCGGUGCUGAAGAAUGGAGCCGGGACGUCCGAGUCAAAGGCCAUCGACCCCCUGAGGAAUCUAGGUGUGCAGGAUGAUGAAAAUGUGAAACGGAUGCUGCAGGGCUCUAGUAUGAUAAAGGUGCGUUCACCUCGCUGGCAGAAGAGACGGACUCUGAAGCUGCUGGAGGACGGCGUCACGGUCUGGUGUCAGUCCCACAAAACCUCCAGCCGAGCCAAGGAGCAACAAUCCUUCUCUAUCAUGGAUGUGGAGUGUGUUCGGGAGGGUUGCCAGUCAGAGACGUUUCGGCCGAUGCAUGGCUCCGUACCGGAGGGCCGGUGUUUGACGGUGGUCUUCAAAGGGGCCCGCAAGAGCCUGGAUCUCCUCUGCCAGAGCCCGGAGGAGGCUCAGAACUGGGCCCGCGGCAUCAGAAUCCUGCAGGAGAGAGUGGAGAACAUGACGCAGAAAGAGAAGCUGAACCACUGGAUUCAUGCUUACCUGAGUCGAGCCGAUCAGAACCAUGAUGACAAGAUGAGCUAUGAUGAAGUCCAAACACUGCUGCAGAUGAUCAACAUUGACCUGAAUGACCAGUACGCACGCAACCUCUUCCAGAAAUGUGACAAAUCAGCUGACGGUCGUCUGGAUCACGGUGAGAUUGAAGUUUUCUGCAGGGAGCUGUUACGGAGACCGGAGCUGGAUGCUGUGUUUAUUCGUUACUCUGCUAAUGGCUGUGUGCUGUCCACUGUGGACCUGAGGGACUUCUUCAAGGACCAGGGGGAGGAUGCUUCAGUCACCCACGCCCAGAGCGUCAUCCUCACCUAUGAGCUCAAUGAAUGGGCCCAGAAGAACCAGUUCAUGACCCCCAAUGGUUUCACCAUGUACAUGCUGUCUAAGGAGAACUGUGUGUUCAACCCGGAUCACGCUCGCGUUUACCAGGACAUGAAGCGUCCACUUUCACACUACUUCAUCAACUCUUCACACAACACCUACCUUACCAAGGACCAGCUGACCGGGGACAGCAGCACAGAGCCUUACAUCAGAGCCCUGAAUCAUGGCUGCCGCUGUGUGGAGCUGGACUGUUGGGACGGAGAUAAAGGAGAGCCGGUCAUCUACCACGGACACACUCUCACCUCCAAAGUGCCCUUUGUUGAAGUCAUCGAGACCAUCAACGAGUAUGCUUUUAAAACCUCUCCGUACCCUGUGAUUCUGUCUCUGGAGAACCACUGCUCUGUGGAACAGCAGACGGUGAUGGCCCGACACCUGCGAUCCAUCCUGGGAGACAAGCUGCUCACCAAGCCCCUCAGUGGUCUGGACCCUCACAAGCUGCCUUCUCCUGAGGAUCUGAUGGGUAAAAUCCUGGUUAAGGGGAAAAGGGUGGAUGAGGGGGCGUACAGCUCCUCAGAUACGAGCUCCUCAGAUGAGGAGGCGGGCCGGUCUGAAGGAAAACCGAAGAUGAAGAAGGAGGAACAGAAGCCAGGUGCGUCCAAGCUGAGUCCAGAGCUGUCGGAGCUGGUGGUGUACACUCGAAGUGUUCCCUUUAAAGGCUUCGAACAAACGGCCAAAAACCCAGCAACUGACAUGUCCUCUUUCUCUGAGAGUGAUGCGCUCAGGCUCGCUAAGGACUCAGGGAUACAAUUUGUACGCCACAACAGCCACCAGCUGAGCAGGAUCUACCCCUCAGGCCAGCGCCUCCAGUCCUCAAACUACAACCCUCAGGACAUGUGGAACGGAGGCUGUCAGAUUGUUGCUUUAAAUUUCCAGACACCUGGUGAGCAGAUGGACUUAAACCACGGCCGGUUCCUGCAGAACGGUGAGUGUGGAUACACCCUGAAGCCGCCCUUCAUGUGCUGCCCUGACUCCACCUUCAACCCAGAGAAUGUGGGCGGAGGUCCCGGCCACCGUCCCGUCCUGCUCACCGUAAAGGUGAUUUCAGCCCAGCAGCUGCCCAAACCAGAGUGGGACAAGCCCAGCUCCAUCGUGGACCCUCAUGUGUGGGUGGAGGUACACGGUGCGCCCAUCGACAACGACAAGAAGAAAACUAAUCACAUCGACAACAAUGGUUUUAACCCUCGAUGGGAUUGCACCUUUAACUUUACCGUCCAUGCUCCUGACCUGGCUCUAGUUCGCUUCAUGGUGGAGGACCACGACUAUACCUCAAGCAAUGACUUCUUGGGACAAUUCACCCUGCCGUUCAAUAGUCUGCGUACAGGUUAUCGUCAUGUUCGACUUCGUAAGGUGGACGGCUCCAAUCUUUCGCCUGCCUCAAUCUUCGUCCACAUCAAAGUGUCUCCAUGUCAGAGCAGUCCAUCGAAGUUGUCAGCGAAAUCACCGGCCAAGUGUACGACCAAGAAACCCUGAUCUCACCUCUGACCCAUCACAACGUGAAGGAUGGGAGCCAGCAUGAGGAGAUCUUUGGAGAGAUCUGCAGAAAUCCAGGCAACAAAGAUCAGGGCUCAAGUUUAUGAAACUUACUGAUUACAAGGUUGUUUUUAAAGUGAUGCAGCUAUAUCCUCAGCGGCUCCAUAUUUUGUAGAACAAGAGGAUUCAGUGAAAGUCAAACUGAGCAGUAUUUAAUAUUUAUGAAGAAGGACAACAGUGUGGUAUGUUUUAAAUACAGUAGAGGUAUUUUUUGUAGAAAUCUUUUUGAAUUAUUGAAAGGUGCGAAAACGUAGAAUUGAAAGUACGAAAAUCUUCAUGUGAAAAAUAUUUUUUAGCAAAGGGACAAAAUUUAUGAUGUUUCCACGUACGGCGCAAAUGUGUUUAAACAGGCUUUGGUUAUAGGCAAGAAAAAGUUAAAGAUCAAAAGAGACAAAAUGUGUUAAUUUAAGUACAAUUCCAGGGAGUAAACGCUUAUGUUGAAAUGAAUCUAAAAAAAAAUUCUAAAUGUGAAUGCAGACCAAAUUAUCAAUUGCAACGCUCAAUUUUAAUGCUAACGUGUCUCUUAACACGGAUUCUACAUAAAGAUGCAGGAUCUGUUCUCAGGGGUCUGGAUUUUUAAAAAAGGAAAGCGUUCUGCUGGUUCAGUUUGGUGUACAUUUGUAGUUAAAGUAGUAUUGACCAAUUAGGUGUUUGCAGGAAAAAACAGUCUGUAUGGAGAGCAAAAGCAGGAGGAUCACAAUCCAGCGUAAUGACAUCCCGGCUCCCAUCAUUGGUAAUCUGAGGAUGACUAAUUUCUCUCUAUAAACAGAUAUCUGCAUGAAGAGCAGCUAACAAUCGGUUCUAGAUCAAACAUUUACACUGAGACACAAAUCUGCUUGAUGCCGCACGUAAACAAAUCAGAGUUGACGCCUCAUUUCCACUUUUGGAUGUGUACAGAAGCGAGUCAACUAAAGCCCAUUCAUUAGGAAUCCCUGUGAUAUCCGGCAUGCCCGUGUAACUCCCUUUCUCUGUACGAUUUUGUUUAAAAAAACUUGCUAACAUUUGGCUUCACUGGAAAUACAGAGAAGUUGGCCUUGUCCUUAAGCAGUGUCCCUAGUUAAUGUAUGUGUAACUCUUGGACUUUAAAUUAUCUUAACAGAUGCAUUCUGAAAAAAAGAUCACCUCCCUUACAGUGUGUCUGAACAAAUACAUGAGCUACACAUUUUAACUGUAUUUUAAACCAGGCCGUAAACAGGUUUGAUUCUGCUGCCGUUUUAACAUGAGUGUUAAUGGGGAUUCUCUUUGGAGACAGCCUCUGGUGGACACUCUGGGAAAUGUAGUUCUUUUGCACUUCCUCGUUAGCUUCAUUAUUCAACACUGGAGGUUGCCACUUGGUAAAGACUGGUGAUGGACUAAUGUUAAGUUUAGCUUUGGUUGGGACUGUGCUCCUAAUUUCAACCCCUCAAAAAAGAAACACCCGUCACUGUGACCGGGGAAACCUGAAGCCAAACCUGUUCUUACCAUAGAUGUCUCCUACUAUUAAUUAUAUUGCGUGGCAUGAUGACCAAACUUUGGUGCUAGACUGACUCUGCAUAUUGAACGUUUUUUACCUACAUGUACCUUAUAUUAAUGUUUACUUUACCUUAAAUAACCUAGAAUGCCUGCUGGUUGUAAAUAAAAAAAAAAUCUUACAUAGGGUAUAACAUUUAGUUUUAUUUAGACACUAUUUUCUGCUUUUUGCAUGGAAGUAACCAAAAACAAACAAAAAGCUAUCUGACAGGAUCAGAGGAAAUUAGUUAGGGUUCAGGAUGCUGGAAAAAGAAGUUGAAUAUGCCAGGAUAAUGCAUUACAUAGACUGGAUGGACCUAAGUUUAUUUUAUACUUUCUAGGUAAGUGUAUUUCUAAGAUCCACCAUGAAUAUCUAUUCUUGUGUUUCAUGGUAGAAAAUUUGAAACUUGCUUUUUAAAAUUGGAUUUGGCGAGUGCCAAAUAGUAAUUCAGCCCUUGAUGCUAUUGGCCUCUAAAGCGGAAACUUCCCUAAAACUAUGCAGCAGAAGCAGCAAAAGUUAGAUUAUACAGGAUGUUUCUGUAUCUCCAUUAAGUAAAACAAAAGUUAAGGUCCAACCUAAAUAUUUUUACAGAGUAGCCUUAAUGGAAAAAUUAUUUUGAAGAGAUGACUUUGGUGUAACAUUUUAGAUUGAUACCUUUAUCCUCUGUUUUUAUAAAAAGAUCAUUUUCAUAUACAGUGAAACACUUCAUUAGCAGCUUGCUAGUUUUCUGCACACUGGCCCUGGAGGUCCAUUUUAUGACUGUGAAGAAACAUUUCAGACAAUGCCAAAAACAUUUCAAUAAACAAAACAAUUAUUUCAUGAAAUACAAAAGAAAAUUCACACAGUAAAAAUAUUUCAUGAAAUUUAAAACAUAAAAAAUAUGCAUAAAAACUGAAAACAUUUCACAAAAAACAACAAAUUUAUAAAUACUAAGAUAUUUAAUGGAGGUAGAAGUGAAAUUAUUUUGUAAGAAAAUAAUCCUGUCAAUUAUUUUUGUUACUUUUUUUUGUCAUUCAAAACAAUUUCUGUAUUUACUGACAUGUUUUAGCAUUCAUGAAAUGCUUUUUCAUUUUGGAAUUUUUUUUAUAUUGAAUAUUUUUGUUUUAUGAAAUGUUUUGGCAUUUUCUUGAAUGUUUUUUUGUUUCUUGAAAUAUUUUUGAAUUUAGCUUUUUGUUGUUUAGAUUAUUGAAAUGUUUUAAGGGAUAAUGAAAUGUUCUGUGCAGUAGACCACCAUUAGGGCCACUGUACAUCUGACUCCUCAAAGCGCUUUAUUGUAAUUCAUGCCGUCCAUCCCUUUCACACACACAUUCAUACACUGAUGGAAAAGCCUUUGGUAGCAAUUUGGUGUUCCAAUCUUGAGAUGUGAACCCCAGAAGCCAGAAAACAAACCGUCCUACCUUUUAUCUGUUAUUAUCAAAUACAUAGAUUUAUUUAAUAAGUACGUUUUAGAGUUUUAUAUUGUGAGGAUAAUGUGAUCGGUUAUGCAACAGAAGAAAGAUUAUGUGCACUAGAUAAAUCUGCUGCCUUAUUGUUCGUGGGACUCUCUAAAACGUGGUAUUUUGAAUGGACAGGAUUGUUUUGCAGACCUUCAGCUGUUUCUCUUCCAUCCAGAGCUUGUUUGUUUGCCUGGUCCACACCAAAAGAUUUUAUAAUCUGAACAGAUGUUGAGAAUACGAGAGACCUCACACAUGGAUUAUGUUAAUUAACAACUUUGAAAGCAGAUUAUUUGGAGGGGCAAGGCAACUACAUGCAGACUACAAGGCAACCGCGCCCAUGAUGAAUUCCAUAUUUUUAGUGAGUCCCUGUCAUUAGCUUUUUAGAAGAGAGCAUUUAGACAUGCUUCACAGCUGCAUUGAGUUUCCUGUGUUUGUAUUCGACCUGCUGUUUGGUUUACUUUGACUUUGGAUGAGUUUGCUGUUAAUCCUGGGGACUGUGAUAUGAGUGUUUUGUUACUGUCAGCGUUUGCAGAGAUUAUCAGACAUGUUUGUAUGUUAGAUAUGACUAUGUUAAAUCAUGUACUUGUUAGUUUUAUACAGGGUUGUUUUUGUUUUAGAGAGACAGAUGAUUUUUGUAUGAGUUGGUUUCAGAGCAUCACUAUUUUGUUGUUUACACAUGAACUAUGAAUAUUUAAAGAUGAUCUAGCAGCAAAUUUUAAGACUUGAAGGAAUUUCAUAACUUGGGUAAGGUAUGGCAAGAUAAAGAAACAGCUUACACAACACUAAACAAAAAUAUUGGUGCAAUGAAACAUGCAUGAAACGGGCCAUCAAAUGCAUGAAACAAUCAAAGAGGACAGCCGUUCAGGAGACUUUUUGACUGAUUUAUCUUUAUCUACUUAAAAAGGUUCUUGUGAUUAACAUUUAAAGUUUCAGAGUCAACAAUCUCAGCAAUGUUUCCAACAGUAAUACACUCACACGUAUCAGGAUCUGUCACUGUUAGAACUACAAUGAUCCAUGUUUGAAGGACCAAAGUUGUGACUUUUUAUGUAGCUUUGAAAACAAAAUCUGUUACUGAACAACGUAUUUAUAAUAUCUGAAGUAUUAAACUGUUGCUUUUGUGCUGCUCUAGCUGUAAAGUUAUCAACCUGAUGUUAUUUAUUCAAACAGGUAAUAUAUGCACUAUGGUAGAAUAGAAAUGCAAUAAAACAUUCUAUA
Molecule: messenger RNA, 6824 nt
Organism: Notolabrus celidotus (New Zealand spotty)
Lineage: Eukaryota; Metazoa; Chordata; Actinopteri; Labriformes; Labridae
Product: 1-phosphatidylinositol 4,5-bisphosphate phosphodiesterase delta-3-A-like
Exons: 17
Coding region: 261-2624 (787 amino acids)
Biological process (GO): lipid metabolic process; intracellular signal transduction
Molecular function (GO): phosphatidylinositol-4,5-bisphosphate phospholipase C activity; calcium ion binding
Source: RefSeq, a predicted model, not a curated record